GAUUUCAAGCAGCAGGGAAAGGCAAAAGCAGGGCCCCCGGGGGUGAACCUAAACCGGCUAGCUUCUUUCCAUUCCCCAAGCAUAUCACAGAAGCACAGCAUCAUCAAUCACCACUUCCUCAGAGGCAUCAAGCCCCCCAGCACUGCAACAACGGCAACGAUGGCGACCAAGCUCUAUCGUGGUAGAGCUCUGGCGGGCUUGCGCAACUGCCGCCCCAGUGAGAUUCGCUGCUUCUCGACCUCCAUCCCUCAAUUGGCCGGCUUCCCGACCGGGCUUCCUAAGGAUGCCGAAAACAUGAGGAAGUCGCCUCGCCAGCACGUCGGCACCCUCAGAGCCCCUCUCGUCAACCCGGCCGACAAGUACGGCUCCAAGGCCGAAAACCUGCACAAGUACGGAUCUUGGAUCAUGGGCUGCUUGCCCAAGUACGUCCAGCAGAUCUCGGUCUGGAAAGACGAGCUCACUAUCUACGUUUCUCCCUCGGGAAUCAUUCCCAUCAUGUCGUUCCUCAAGUACAACACCUCGGCCGAGUUCACUCAGAUUAGCGACAUCACUGCGGUUGACUACCCGACCCGGGACCAGCGCUUCGAGGUCAUCUACAACCUCCUCAGUGUCCGCCACAACUCGCGCAUUCGCGUCAAGACGUACGCCGACGAGGCCUCGCCCGUCCCCAGUGUCACUCCCCUUUUCGACGGAGCCAACUGGUACGAGCGUGAGGUCUACGACCUUUUCGGUGUCUUCUUCACCGACCACCCCGAUCUGCGCAGAAUCAUGACCGACUACGGUUUCGAGGGCCACCCCCUGCGAAAGGACUUCCCCCUUACCGGCUACACUGAGAUCAGAUACGACGAGGAGAAGAAGCGCAUCGUCACCGAGCCUCUUGAGCUGACCCAGGCUUUCCGCAACUUCGAGGGCGGCAGCAGCGCCUGGGAGCAGGUUGGACCUGGCACGGACAGACGCCCGGACACCUUCAAGCUGCCGACGGCGAAGCCUGAGGAGAAGAAGGAGGAGCCCAAGAAAUAAAUCAGAAGGUUCUGAUGUGUAUAUAACUGACUCUAGAAUCUUCUUUGCUGUACAACCAUCAUGGCUGAACUGUCCGCCUGCUCCUUAGGCGGUUGUGCCAAACGCUUAAAAAGCGUGGUUAACUAUGGCUUUUGCCAGGUUUCUCAUAACCAUAAACCCAAAGUAUCGUGAGAGUUGUGGCCGGGGCGUAUUUUCGGAGAUGGGCCACUUGCCAUCGUAAACUAACCUCAAUUCCAACCACGGUUCACCAACCGUUGGGUUUUGGUACUGCUCGUGACUCUUCCCACCGAUUCUACCUUCAAAGCAUUUCUUGAGCCCCCAGAAGACCCU
This is a messenger RNA of Colletotrichum navitas, 1350 nucleotides long. RefSeq names its product NADH dehydrogenase. Gene Ontology annotation, molecular function: NADH dehydrogenase (ubiquinone) activity. Lineage: Eukaryota; Fungi; Ascomycota; Sordariomycetes; Glomerellales; Glomerellaceae. The transcript has 2 exons. The record is from RefSeq and is a predicted model, not a curated record. Bases 160 to 1020 code for a protein of 286 amino acids.